CCGCCCGGGCGCGUUCGGUGGUGCAGAACACGGCGGUCGCUCUCCUUCGGCCGCCCUGUUCCUGCCGUGCCGGGGAUAGCUACGCUGGGAACGAGCUGUCCUGAGCCAGGGAUGGGGGAAUUCUAUUGAGUCUCUCGAUGUCCACGAUCUACAGCUGUGCUGUCACCAAGUUAACUCGUUCUGAUUUCAAUCUGCGGCGGCCCCGAGGCGAGGAGGGGCGCCAAACCAAUCCCGGUUAUCUGUAAAACAGACCCAUGACGAGUCUUGGAGUUUGUGCAGUGUCUGACCCCAGUGCUUGGGGGCUGUGUGGAGAUCCCUGCCUGGAGUGGUGUCACCCCUUGAGGAUGAGCCACAAAGAUUCAUUUGUUAGACUGGCCUCUGCAGGUCUGGCAUGUGGAAAGCCCAGAAGUACUGAAGUAUCCCGCUCAAGCAGCUGAAUGUUAUCAACCUCUCCAAAGCCUGAUUUGCCUUUGAUAUAGACUUAAUUGUUUGCGUCAUCUACCAGGCUGGGAGAGGGCUAUAAAAGGGACUGCAACCAUUGUCUGAGGCAGAAGAGAUACACCAGGAAUAGCUCCUUCUCCCAGUGUUUCUCACUCAGCACUAGUGACAGCCUGUGCAUCAUGCAGCUGGUGGCCAGCCUGGUGUCUGUGCUGCUUUUGGUGUGGAGCGUGAGAGCCACGGCACUGCCCGGGGAAGAGAGACUGCAGAGCACCAGGGAACAGAGUACCCUCCGCAAGGAUGUCAUCCUGAAGAUGCUGGCAGGCCUGCUGGAUGGCACAGAUAUGGGGCGUGAGGCAGCCUUCCCGGGUAUGGAGGAGGAGGGCAAGCUGGAGGAGGAGCAGGCACUGCUGGGGCGGCUUGCCCAGCUCUCACAGCGGGACCGCAAGGCGCCCUGCAAGAACUUCUUCUGGAAAACCUUCACCUCCUGCUAGUGCUGCCCAGCCUGGCCUUGCCAGCCUGCAAACACCUUCCCCACAGCUCAUCUUCCUUGUCCACCUAGCUCCCUUUCCGUGCCCUGCACCCCUCAGAAUAAAGCAUAUCACCUCUCGGG
Molecule: messenger RNA, 1051 nt
Organism: Parus major (Great Tit)
Lineage: Eukaryota; Metazoa; Chordata; Aves; Passeriformes; Paridae
Product: somatostatin-2-like
Exons: 4
Coding region: 621-932 (103 amino acids)
Biological process (GO): regulation of cell migration
Cellular component (GO): extracellular region
Molecular function (GO): hormone activity
Source: RefSeq, a predicted model, not a curated record